Messenger RNA from Sphaerulina musiva SO2202, 3470 nucleotides. RefSeq lists its product as uncharacterized. Bases 399 to 3170 code for a protein of 923 amino acids. The transcript is spliced from 5 exons. Lineage: Eukaryota; Fungi; Ascomycota; Dothideomycetes; Mycosphaerellales; Mycosphaerellaceae. Gene Ontology annotation, cellular component: membrane; Golgi medial cisterna; Golgi trans cisterna. The record is from RefSeq and is a predicted model, not a curated record.
CCCGUCUCUUCCUCCCUUCUGGUCCCAGAUCCAAUGGCGACGUACUGACCUGCACUUCGAAGUUGCCUUACCAUCUUACCUCACCUACAGGUACCUACCUACUUCCAUACCACCGAGGUGACAGGCAGGGCAGCAGCAGCACCGGCACCAGCACAAUCCUCCACCGCAGACAAGAUCGACCGGCUCAGGCACGACGACCACAAUGCUCCAGACGGCGGCAACGACGAUCGCCUUCAGCGCCUCCGUAAACCGAUAGGCACACAUAUCUCCCAACCCCGACGUCUACUGGACACGUCACGCACGCACUCACGCACGCUCGCGCGCUUCACACUCCAUUCUUCACUUCUCGCGAUCGCGCUGCCCGAAACAUCCACCACAAAAACCAAGAGCUGGGAAAGAUGGGUGUGUCGGAGAGCAAGAUCGCCUUCAAGCAGAGCGUCUUCAAGCUCAUUGGCGACAAGGUGUUGCAGCCAGACGACGACAUCUUCACCACUUACUGGACCGUACCCGAGCGCGUGGACGAUGUCUUCGAUCUCUUGGUGGGAGCCGAUGUGCGUGUCCUGACGUGCACCGAUGCCUCAGAGCUCGGUGGUGCCAAAGCGAUCCCCGGCGAACAGUGCUCGCCUAUGACCAACUUGGAAACACUCUUGUACAACGCCGUUGCGCAACUGAGAAGGCUCCAGCAAGACGUCGCGCAACCCAAUGAGCUCGUGGUCCGCCAGAUUCUCAACUGUAUGCGCAUCCUGACCAGAAUCAUGCCAUUCAUAUUCGAGGCCGAGCAUCUGAGGGACUGGUACGAUCGAUUCUUUUGGCAACCGAGAAAGCCACAAUACCUCAAAUGGGACGACAAGCGCGACGCCCCCACUCAGCUGUUCGACGGCCUGGAACCCAGCAGGCUGUACGAGAAAGCCGACCAGCACAAGGAAAUUGGCCCGCCGCUCGGCGAGACGCUCCUCAGUCUCGUGAUCGACUAUUUCUUCUGGAGAGGCUUGACUCUCCCGGCACUGCGGGACGAGAACAGACUAUCUGGCAGAGGAUACGAGCUGAAGGUGUGGAAGACUGGCAUUGGAUGUAGCAGCGAUCCCAAGUGUACUGCGGAGCAUGAGCGUAAUCAGUACGAGCUCGUCAGGUUCCUGUUGACCUUGACGAGCAGCCCUCUCUAUAUGAGGCCUGAUCAAGUAGCGGUCGCCAACAACAAAGUGCUCACAUACCUCACCACCAAGGUGGACAAGCGCGUCGUCAACGCCAUCAACUGCUCGUGUCUGAACACGGUCAUGAGAUUCAACCCCAAUUUGUGGAGCAUGCCAAGCGGCUGGCAGGGAGCCCGGGAUAAUAAGAAGCUCCUGGUCCUCAACUGCGUCCAGUUCUUGUUGGUUGCAAUGGUUUACAUCCCGCCAGAGGGCAAGAAUGGAUUCAGAUCAUCGAUCGGCGCGCUGUUCCGACCAGAUGAUUUCCAAUUCAUCCACCACGGCACCAAUGUGGUCAUCUCACAACCAUUAACAGCGAGCAACUUCAGCAUCGGUAAGAGCAAUGCCGUCCACCACGCCACUGAAAUGAUCAGCUUCCUCUGGGAGCUCAUCCAGUGCAACAAGCGCUUCCGACGUUACCUAUGCGAGACCAAGGUCGGCAUGGACUAUCUCGUCGUGCUCUUGUACUACGCACGAGAUUCCGUGGGCGACGAGAUGAAACAAGGCGUGAUGCGCAUGGCCAUUUUCGUGAUCCAGUCCUUGAGCGCCGAGACCGCCUUCACUUCGAAGCUGAAUACGCCAUUUCUCCACGUGGGCAGCUUGCCGCCGGUGAUGCGAGUAGAGAAUUUCCGUGGCUCAUAUGCUGAUUUCCUGAUAUGCUCAAUACACCUUCUCAUCACAACGUCCAAAGGGCGUCUCGAGCCCGUGUAUCCCGCGCUGUUCGACAUCAUCAAGAACGUGGCUCCUUAUGCGAAGAACCUGCAGCGCGCCACCUCUUCCAAGGUGAUGAAUCUCUUCGACAUCGUGUCCGCGCCUGGCUUCUGUCUCAGGAACGAGAGCAAUCACCUGAUUUUGAAGAAGGUGCUUGACGCCUGCUACGCCAUACUGGACAAUCACUCACGCGAAAACCCACAAUUCGUCAAAGUACUUGUUGCAAGUAAAAAGCGCUUCACAGCACUACGCGACCUCACCGUCGAGGGCGCGCAGGCCGAACUCGAACGUCAAGCGAUUGAGCGCAAAGAUCGUGGCGAUACCUCACGCGGCUCCUCAAUCGACAGUAUGCGUAGACCCGCUCCACUCCGGACGUCCUCGCUCGCCGAGGUUCCAGAGGAUAGCCAGUUCACGAUAGGCGACGACGAUGACAAUGAUGAUAACCAUGAUGAUAACCAUGAAGACAAUGAAGACGAAGAGACCGACGCAGAAGUCAGCGAAAAGUCCACUGCUGACUCCAGUCAAGGCACCUGCAGUGCUACAGACAACACUAUCGCCGCCAGUCCUGCACGUCUCAGCGACAAAGCACGUGGAAAACAGCCAGCAGCAGCGUUGCGUGUCUCAACCUCACGAAACCCUUCACUUACCAGCCUGAGCACCCUCACGCCAGUCACCACGUCUCAGACCUUUCUCCCCUCCGAGCAGUGGCUAGCAAACUGGUCCACGCAGCUACCGCUCGAUGCCAUACUUAACGUCAUUGAAGAGGCCGAGAAAUCCCCACUUGGCUUCACUCCCAUCACUGCUCCUCGACAAGAGCACCAUGCAAACCUUUCCACAACAGCUCCAGAAACCCAACCCAGCAGCAGACGAGAAGCCCGUCAAUCCGCCCAAUUCACCCGCCACUCCGCAGAAAGCAGCCGCAGCUCGCAAGCCGCACAUGGAACCGAUGGACAAGGUCAUCUCAGCUCUAAAGAAGAUAUCAGACCAGCAGCCGGAGGCCCUGUCAACUUCUCCUGGACAGCGGUAGCCAUCGGCUGGUACAACGCGCUCAUCUGGAGUCGAAUCUACGUGCAAGAAGCUGAAGCUUUUCAAGGCUCCGGUGGAUUGUAUAGUAGCACGGAUAUCAAGCUCUUUCGACGGCAGGGCGCAAGCCAGGAGAUCUCGUUGAGAAGUCCCAAAGGAGCCAUCGAUGCUGUGGGACUCUCGCUGGCGAAUAGGAUUAGCAGUAUCAACCUGCCGGAUGCGUUAGGGGGAGGUGGGCAUGGGAAAUAGAAUCAUGGGAUGAAAUGAGUGGAAACGAGGCCUUGAGAUGGUGACCUAUUUCGUGGGAAUAUGAGAACAUUUGUCAUGCUGAUAUACGGAUCGGCCAUGAGCAUUUCAGUGGUUGAUAAUGCCUGGAUUGUGCUGAUGGAGAACAUUCCUAACCCGAUAUCACCGCGUUUCAGAGUUUGUGUCAGAACCAGUAGAAAUGCGAGGAACGUAUACACCUAGGCGCAUGAUCCAAUCGUGAAUUGGGCGGAAAUAGGUCCGAAGACAUUGCUUUUGAGACACUUGGCGGAGUAUUGUUUCAAC